AUGGACUGCAAAGGGCAUGAAGCAGAGGGCCUUCUCAAGGAUGAAGACUUGGAAAUCAACACAAGUGAUGAUUCUGAGUGUCCAAACUGCUCGCCUCGGUCUUCCAAGAGACUUACUCUCAGGAUCAUUAUGAUCCAUAUUUCGGUCGCAGCUUUGUAUCUCAUAGUUAUCACAGCGUGGCUCAAGGCUACUUUGCCUGCGCGACUUCCCAAUCUCAUAUAUGUACCAGCGAGGGACGCAUUACAGUAUCAGGUCACAGAGAUGUACACUCGCGAGGACAACCCAAACCCGUUCAUGGGAAUGACCGACGCGUCUGACGAGGCAUGGCAUAGUCUGAUGGAACACACGAAUUUUCGACUCACGGACGAAAAUCUUCAAAGACUCAAUAGGACAUCAGUAGCUUUGGGCAGUGGAGGCUACCUUGGCAUGCCCACUGUUUUCCAUGAGCUACACUGUCUUAAAAUGAUUCGCUGGUCUUCCAACUUGACCAGAUACGGACACUGGUUUGGAGUUCGCGAUCAUGAAGAAUUACAAACGCACGUCGAUCACUGUAUGGAUGUCGUCCGUCAGAGUAUAAUGUGUCGAGCUGAUAUGUCGCCAAUGACCUUCUACUGGACGCUCAAAAGCCGAGUCCCAGAGACCGAUUUUGCUGCGGAUCACGAAUGCGUGGACUGGACAAAAGUUGAGCAGUGGCUGGAGGAACGUCGCGUCGACAUCUAUGGAGAGGGCGAACUGAACCACCCAGUCUAUGGGGCAUCAUAUCCCAACGGCCACAGACUCAUCGAGGACUGGGACGUUCCAAAGAAGCUCCCAUUUGUUCCGCUGCCAACUUCGCAGAGACUAAAGGUCUAG
Thyridium curvatum is the source of this 852-nucleotide messenger RNA. RefSeq lists its product as uncharacterized. NCBI's taxonomy places the organism in Eukaryota, Fungi, Ascomycota, Sordariomycetes, Thyridiales, Thyridiaceae. The transcript is spliced from 6 exons. Bases 1 to 852 code for a protein of 283 amino acids. Gene Ontology annotation, biological process: mycotoxin biosynthetic process. The record is from RefSeq and is a predicted model, not a curated record.